Linum trigynum is the source of this 3247-nucleotide messenger RNA. The record is from the annotation of a GenBank genome assembly. NCBI's taxonomy places the organism in Eukaryota, Viridiplantae, Streptophyta, Magnoliopsida, Malpighiales, Linaceae.
CACCUCUACAAUUUAUAAGCUUGAUUUUUGAGUAAAGGGAAGGUUUUAGUACCCCUACUGGUGCUUAAGUAGACUAUAUUCACCACGAGCACUUCUACUAUGCUCUAAAAAUCCCUCUAUUUACCUCGUACUAGAUUAGAACCUUCAUGGCGAUCAACAAUCAUCUAAAAGAAAUAUUUAGUUGUUGAAUGAUAUCGAUUUAACUUUACCGAUUAUUAUUUGCAUCUAGCUGAAUUAUUUUCUGCAAGGACAUUUCCACAUCAAGAUUCCAACCACCUUAGUAAUUAUGAUAUGGACGUACGUAUGCUAUUAUUGUUAAGGUUUGUGUGCAGGUAGCUUUUCUUACAUUACCACUCCUUUCUCUCUGUUUUCCUUCUCUCUCUAGCCCCCCUGUUCUUCUUUUCUGGUUGAAGUAGUACUGCUGGUACUAGCACAUCCAGCCAGUUUGAAGAAAGAAUGGACCAGAAGAAUCCGCAUUCAGCAGCAGGGAAAGAGCCGCUCUUGCUGCAACCCACUACCGAAGAUGAUAAUCAGAAGAAGAAGAAGACGAACAACUGUGGAUUCUUCUUCUUGCGCAUCAUCGCCAAAUGGGUUCUGAGGACGACGAUGUGGGCCAUCUUCGUCGCCUGGGUGGCGUUCUUCUACAUCUUCCCUACCCAAUUGGGUGAUUCCCUCUACGACAAGUGGAAUCUCCUCACCGAGAAGUCUUUCUUCGGCUUCACAGGCGGCAUCUUGUUGCUGGUGAGCGGGCCGAUAAUGGCGAUUGCAGUUCUGGCCGCUGCCCAUCUGAUUCUGGUUUCUGGGGAAGAUGAAUUUUACCCAAGGAAACAGAACAGUUCUAGGAAGAACCCAAGAGCACAGUUGUGGACAUUCCCGCUCAUCGUCGGCGGACCACUCGGCGUCGUUUCGGCCGCUGAGCUCAUCGGCGUCGUGCUCUUCGUCGGCUACAUCCUAUGGGCUCUCUACUUCUUCACCGUCCGAAACCUCGCCGAUCUAUCCACCUUAAAGCUCACUUCCGCGCAGUUCUGCAUCCAUCUGAUGGAGCUCACCGGGCUCCGGUUGGCGGUGAUCGGGUUGUUCUGCUUGGCAUUUCUGUUCCUCCCCAUCGCCAGAGGCUCCGUGCUGCUUCGCCUGAUCGACAUCCCGGUUGAGCACGCGACGAGGUACCAUGUGUGGUUAGGACAUGUCACCAUGUUCCUGUUCACCCUCCAUGGCACCUUCUACGUCGUUGGAUGGGCUCUCCAUGGCAAGCUCCUGCAGGAGAUCUUGGGGUGGAAGGAUGAUGGGAUAUCAAACCUGGCAGGAGUGAUUAGCCUCUUGGCCGGUCUAAUCAUGUGGGUCACAUCCCUUCAGCCAGUCAGGAGAUGGAACUUUGAGCUGUUUCUCUACACACAUCAGCUGUACAUUGUGUUUGUGAUCUUCCUCGCGUUGCACGUCGGGGAUUUCAUCUUCAGCAGAGCUGCUGGUGGGAUAUUUCUGUUCAUGCUCGAUCGAUUCUUGAGGUUCUGCCAGUCUCGGAACACUGUUGAUGUCGUCUCGGCUAAAUGCUUCCCCUGUGGCACUGUUGAAUUGACCCUCUCCAAACCUAAAAGUCUGAGGUACAAUGCACUGAGUUUCAUCUUCAUUCAAAUCCGGGAGCUUUCCUGGCUACAAUGGCAUCCGUUUAGUGUGUCAUCCAGUCCAUUGGAUGGCAAGUAUCACAUCUCAGUUCUCAUCAAAGUUCUUGGCGGGUGGACUGAUAAGCUUAAAGAGAGGAUUGUGACAACGAGCUCAGCUGAUGAAGAUCCAGAAGGAGCAAUACUAAUGGACCGAAAUUCCAAGCUAUGCAGGAAGCUAACAGCUUCUGUCGAAGGUCCAUACGGUCACGAGUCACCAUACCAUUUGAUGUAUGAAUACCUUGUUUUAGUAGCAGGAGGCAUAGGGAUUUCGCCUUUCAUGGCGAUUCUGAGGGAUGUCUUCCAUCGUCUUGAUGAAGGAAGACCCUGCCUACCAAGAGAGAUUGUGCUAGUCUGGGCUGUGAAAAAGUCUGAAGAAAUCGGGCUUCUUUCGACCAUCAAUUUGGACUACUUACGUUCUGGCAUCUUUGACAAGCUUAAUUUACACAUUCAGAUUUAUGUUACCCGAGAAUCGGAUCCUCCUCUGGAAGAAGGCAAAGUAACUCAUGAGGCUUCCUCAGUAGUCUCUGCAGGGUGCUCUGGCCCAAAAGGAAACAACAUGUCAGUUCUGGUUGGCACCGGUGAUAGCAUUUGGUCCGGACUAUACGUUAUCUCAUCGACACUAGGUUUCAUCCUUUUGCUAGCCUUAACCGAUGCCUACUACAUCAAUCCCUACGGCAUUUCAUCGUGGUGGUACAAAGGAUUGCUCCUAAUGUCAUGUAUGGUCGGAGGUGUUGUUGUGUUUGGUGGCGUGGUCAUUGCAUUAUGGCAUCUUUGGUACAGAAAAGUGUCGUUCGAGCAGGAACCUAAGACGAACGGUGCCAAUUGUCUGCACCAGAACGAAUCGAGUACUGCAGCCGAAGAUUUCCCUCGAAGUACCGAUGGGGUAAAGGCUAAAGACUUGCUUAGUGCAAGUUCAACCUUCAUCAACUAUGGCUCCAGACCAGACUUCAAAGAGAUAUUCCAAAGCACGUCGAAGAACUGGGGCCAUGUCGACGCUGGUGUGUUGGUAUGUGGACCUCCAACUCUGCAGACCACUGUUGCCAAAGAGAUCAGGUCUCACAAUUUGAGAAGAUACUCCCAUGACACUGUGCUGCAUUUCAACAGCCACAGUUUUGAUCUUUAAAGCCUUGCCUUGCCUUGCACUCCACCUAUAGGUUACCGUCAUUUCUCUCUACCAAUUAUGCAUCUUCGUCGAUCUACCAUUCUACCUAGUGAGAUGUAAAUCCAGUCCAAUGUGGCAGCAUAUUCCUAAGUCGGGUAUAGAUCGACUUAUCACUUGCGUACGUGUAUCGAUAUAGUAAGCAAGUGUAUACAAAGAGAUGUUAAGCCUUAAUCUGGUGUGUACAUAGCAGUAUGAUUAAUGUGUAUCAAUGCAUAGUAGUUAUUAUUAGUAUGAGAAACCUGCAAAUAAACAGUCAUGGCCAUGUUCUUUUCUGAGAUGAGAGUAGAGAUCAUCUACAUCUACAAGAUAUAAGAUGGCAAAACAUGAGUUGGUUUUGCAGGGAUUCGAAUUUGCUGGCCUCUGAGGAAUUUUCGGAAGGACAGUUUGGACAAUUCACCUGCCCACUUAAUGAAGUUUUGCGUUUUGG